Molecule: messenger RNA, 10445 nt
Organism: Schistosoma rodhaini
Lineage: Eukaryota; Metazoa; Platyhelminthes; Trematoda; Strigeidida; Schistosomatidae
Source: the annotation of a GenBank genome assembly
GGAAGUACCGCCGGAUUUGAAGCCGGUGAAGGUUUUGUCGUCUUAUGAUGGCUGUAAUAGAAACUUUAUUACCUGGAAUCCAGUCAUUUUUGUCAGUGGAUCUAAGCACUAUACAAUUACCUCCUCAUGUAGAGCAAAAACGUCAGAGAUUCCUUGAACUUAUUGAAGUUCUUAGUUUAGGACCUAUACCCCCAUUACCGAAAAAUAGUCAUAUUACAACAAAUCCUGUUGCCAUCAACACUGUUAUUGCUGGAUGUCAUGGUGGUGGUGAUAUUAAUACUACUAAUACCGUUACCACUACUACUAAUAUUUGUAAUGUGUCAGUGUUACAAAGGAGACCAUUAAGUAGCAGCAUUGCACGUUUCUUUUCAAAUAAGCGUCAUUCUCUUCCUCCUACGAUAAGUUGUCCAUCACCACCAUCUGUCCCCAUAGAUUCGUUCAAAAUACCUGUUACAACAACUUCUGGUACAUCAGUUGAUAAGAGAAAUUCACAAGUUUCCGAUGUAUUUCAAUCAUCAUUGUCAUCAUCUGGUCAUUCAAUCCAUGGAAUUUCAUACGAAUCACCAUCAGACAAUAAAUCUGUGUAUAGUUUUGAUAGAACACGAAAUUCACUUAUAUCAUCUUCAGUUUCAUCCACUCUCCCGCCUCCUUUACCACCAAAAAAAUCUCAACUACAUAAGUUAUUUUGUAAAUUAGACGAUCCGUAUGAAGUACCAAAACAUGCCACAACGGUAUUAGUAACUAACACCAACACCACUACUGCCGCAGAAUCAGUAACCUGUUUAACAUCGUCAUUAUCAGCGUCAUCAACAAUCACACCUAUUCGUUCAAAAUCAUCAAUUACAUCCACUAACGAAAUGUUGUACAGAAAGAAACAAUUCAAUCGAUUGUCACUAUCACCUCAAUUAGAAAUUAUUCAAGAUAAAAAAAGUGACUCAACUGUUCCACAUGAUUGGCUUGACAAUAAUACUGCAGUCAGUAAAGCGACGACAACGCUAGUCGAUUCAAUGGGAUUAUCCGACACAAUUGAUGCUAUCAAACAGGAUAGAACAUUAAUAUUACCAAAAAAGAAUGUGAAUGGCUGUCAAACACGUCGACCGAGCAGUUCUUUAACUGAUCCAAUAUGGACAUUAGCUGGUAUACUGUCACAUCGUUAUAAAUCAAAUAAAUGGAUACAAUUGAAUUUAUGUCUAUUAACAAAUGAUUCAAGAUUAGUUGCUUAUAAAACUGGUCACUCAAUGACACCGUCAUUAGCUUUAUUCUUGUACGGUUCCACUGGUAUUUAUUCAGGUCGUGAUAGUGGUAUGGAACAUGUGAUUAAAAUAGUACACUCUAGUCGUGAAAUUAUUGUCUUAGCUGCACCUACAGAAGAACAAGCGCUGAUUUGGGUUCAACAAAUUAACCAGUACUCUCAAGGUUCUAUACCAAUGGAGGUUUGUUCAUUUUUACCACAUUUGAAUGUUCCAAAUUCCGCUAAUACUCAAACGUCUACCACUUUCACUAUUAAUGCUAACAAGAAUAUUAGUUAUACGACUGACCGAAACUUCACAUCUCCACAGUUAACAAGUUGCAAUAAUCGUUCUUCUUCUACGGAUGUAACUGAUCUACAGGUUGACAGUGAAUUUUUAACUUUAAACAAAACAACAUGCACGGAGUCAGUUCGAUCUGUAAAUCCUACAAAAAGUCUAUCGUUUGAUAACCGUAAUGCUGGUGUUUUAUUAAGUUCUUGUGAAACUAAUUCUCAACUUAAUCGUAAAGGAGAAAAGUCUGUAACAAGCCAUAGAAUGACAACUUCUCCCAUUGAUGAUGUUAUCAAUACUAAUGACUCUUCCCUUAAUGGUAGUAUUAUGACAGAUUCAAUUCAUCGUUGUCUCUCUUCUAGUGUUGUAAUACCAUCAAGACCUUUAUCAUCAAUGACAUUGUCGUCUGUAUUUGAUACAAGUACAAUAAAUCUAAAACAGAAUUCACGUCGUAGUAGUUUAAUUUCAUCAAUGCGUCGUAAAGUAGAAUCGUUUAGUUCUAAACGUCGUAUACGUAAAUCUUUACCACAAUCUUUAGAACCAUUAACUAAUAGUUAUUCGAAUGUAUCUGAAGAUGAGACGGCGUUAAAAGGACAUAGACGAAUGUUAAGUGAUGGACAGUGGAAAAAUAAUUUGUCUAGCUCAAAGUUUUCAUCAGUUCAAUGUCUUCAACAACAAUCACAGCAUAUGAUUUCAUCGCUGUCUCUACCGCCUCCUCCCGCUGCUUGUGUAUGGAACUCAUUUGGGAAUUCUGGCAAAGGAUUUGGUUGGUCCCAUUUAGUAUCAGCUGGUGUGAGAUUUUUAAAUCAAAACACAACUCCAACAGUUAUCCCAUCUUCUUCUACAAAUAAUAAUCGACCUCUAUCUGUUCGUUAUGAUUCUUCAGCGGCAACGUCGGAUCCUUUCUCCUCACAGAUAUACCUGACAUCAAAUUAUGGUCCAUUGUUGGAUUUAAGCGCGAUAAGGUCACAUUCUACUGCUUCAUAUACUAAUGAUGCAUCCAAUGAUAAUCACAUAGUCAUAGCAGGUGAUGCUUUCAUUUCUAUACCUGAUCAAGUGCCUUGGACUAUUAAAUGGUGUUGUUUAAGAUUGAAUUGUCUUGAAAUCUAUCAAAAUAGUAGAAAAGAUUAUAGUAAAGUCAGUCAAAAUUCUAAUCAAUAUAUCGAUGAAAAUUAUAAUUGGCCUAUAUUUUCGUUACCAUUGAAUAGUGAUAAAGUUGAAUUAGGUUUGGCUGGUAGUAGUGAUAAAAGACAUUCAUCAGCUAUCCGUUUAUCUGUUCCAACGGAGUGUACAACACCAUUAUUAUUUGAUGCUAUCGAUAAAACACAAAUGGGUUCAUGGAUAAGAGGAUUUAUCCAAGCAUUAGGGCUUGUUGGGCCAACCGAUGUUGCACAUCAGAAGAAUUAUUCUCUACAUAGUACGUCUUCAAUAGAACCUAAAAAUACUGUUCUCCUUCGUCCUUCUUAUGUUAGUGUACAAGAAAAUCAUAUUCAUUCUGUUCCAUUAAUAAAAAAUCAUACUGUUUUACCAUCAACAACAACUAUGAAUCCACUAACAUCAACAUCGCUGAUUCACCGUAUACCGAAUUCAAUUAUGGAAACAUCUCAAACAUCAAUGUAUUAUUCUGAUAUACAUGACAAUGAUGUUGAUGACGACGUUGAUAAUAGCAAUAAUAAUAAUUCAUUCUUUGUAAAUGUUAAAAAACAAGAAACAUCAUUAUCUUCAUCCAAUAUAGUGAUUUAUGAUGAAGUAUGUCCUCCACAACCAAGUUUUACAACAGUAACUAAUAAUAUCACUAUUACUACUACUACUACUACUACUGCUAAUACUCCUGCUACAUCGUUGAUAUCUUCAACAGAAACCACUAGAAAUCCCCCUAGUUUAAGUUUUUCUAAAAGACGUUGGAGUUCACCUUUGUUAAUUGUUGAUUCAUGUACAAAAUUUCCUGGAUCAGUUUAUUUAUCAAAUAUUGAAUCAAAUAGCGCUCUAUUAACUAAUAAUAACAGUAACAAUAAUAAUAAAUCAUCUCAUUGGCACAUACCACCACCAAGUAGAAGAUUAUUAGCUCAACCAUUGCCUCCAUUACCGUCAGUUGGACCGAGUACAUGUGAAUCAAUGGCUGGUACAAUUACAAGUGAUGGUAGUUGUACUUCAUCGAAUGUAACACCAGAUGAUUUCGUUGGUUGUGUUGAUGAUGUUAAUGAUGAUAAUAAUGGUUAUCAAAAUGAAGAUGAACAUGUAAAACUCAUUAGAUCUACUAAUAUAAAUUUAGAAACUGAUAACUAUUCGUUGUAUUGGUCGAGGAAAGACAAAAUGUUAGACGGUUGUAAUUUGCCCUCAUCCCUGCUGAAUCGUCGAUAUGCCAGCAUGAGUAGUUUAGAAUAUUCUUUACCAUUCAACAAAUCGUCGACAAGUAUUUAUGAUAACAAUAGUAAUGAUAAUGGUAGUACUAAUGAACAAAAGAAACCGAAGAGGAAAAACAGAAAUACGAAUAUUUUAAAACAAUUCUAUUUGCAUAAACAAUGUCAUUCUUGGAUCCAUAAUAAUGAUAAUAAAGCAGAAAAUAAUACUAAUUGUACACUGGACAUAAUGAAUAAUAGUGGUAGUAAUUCAGUGUGUACAACAUUUAUGACAGAUGGUAUUUAUUCAUCACCCUCGUGCACAGCAUUUACAUUUAUAUCUGAGUCAGAUAAUACAACUUUGCAUAAAACUGAUCCGGAUCUUGUUACUAAAGAUACUACUAAUUCUACUUGUACGACUACUACUACUAGUACAUGUACAAAUGUUAUUAGUAAUGAUGGUGAUAAUGAUAAUAACAGUCGAAGAAAUUCAGGAGAUGAAGUCAGUUUAUGGAAUGUGAAAGCUGAAAACUUUUUAUGUUCCAGAGAUCCAGCUCUUGUAGAGUAUAUGAAAUCAUCUAAAUUAAUUAGUGCUAGACGAUGUGUUUCUUGUUUAACUGGUAAUAAGCCAACAAUCCUACAGAAAAAUUCCAAUCUAGAUGGGAUUCCAAUUUCUUCAUCAACUCUUCCUGUUCGUUGUGGAUCCGAUGAUACAGCAACAACAAUAAUGAAUACAGAAGCGAUUACUAGUGAUCCAAUUUUAUGUCAAAAAUUUAAUAUACAUUAUUGGAAUCGAAAUUCAUAUUCGUCGAAUUCUUCUCGUACAGCCACCUCAUCAGGUGUAGCUCUGACAGCUGAAUUUUCAUCACCAGGUUCUGGUGGAACUACUCGACCGUCAUCAGUGGCAAUGCCUAACAAUCAUCCGUCUGUAACUCUUGUUGAAGAGGAACAAACUAACGUGGAGAAUAGUGCGAUUCAUAUCCAUAGCGAUUGGUAUGAUCUUCCUCUGAAUUUAGGACAAUCAAAAGAUACUCGAAAGUAUCAGUCAUCGUCUGAAUAUGGAUGCCAAGUGGAAAUUCCUACUUCUAACCUUUCUAUGCCAAACUGUCACCAAUAUCCUCAUAAUAUAGUGAAUAGUAUGAACGAAAAUAACAUUAGUGAUUCAAUAACUGUGAAAGAUUCUAUUCAACGUCCUACAUCUUUAGUUCUUAUUACGUCACAACUGGAAGAGAUUAAACAGGAAACAAAUAGUCUACGAUCAAGAAUAAGAAAUCUAUCAUUUCAAUUGUCGAAUCUUCAUGGUCGUGAUGAUUGUAAUCAAUAUGUACGAAAUGUUGAAAGCCUACCAAAAUCGGAUAUUGUUAGCAUUUCCACACCAAAUAAUGAAAUUCAUCUUGAUAAAGUUAAUACUUCAAUUGAUAAGAACCUUUGUAAUAAUAAUGGUAAUAAUAAUAAUAUGCUCAAUGACUGUAACAGAAAGGUUAUAAGAUUAGAAGACGAGGAGACAACAGCUAAUUUAUAUGCCCGGUUAACUACUAUAGAAAUAUUGCUUAGAAAUGCUGAAUCUACUGAAGCUCGAUUAGAAAAAGAAUUUAGUCACUUGAUAAUUAAUAAUGAGAAACCAUCAUUGCCACCACCACCAUCGUCGUCAUUGUCCACGGUCAAUGUCAUAAAAGAUUUAAAACAAAAACAAAUAUUUGAUGAAAAAUCUUUGAUAAAUGUAAGUUAUAGUAGUUUUGAUUAUUAAUGUUUGUCUAUGAUUUAUUUAUUUAUUUUGCACAUGAUUUCUAAUUGUUUGUCUGUGUAUCUUUGUCUAUCUGUUUAUUUAUAUGAGUGUAAAUAAUGUAUGAGAUUGUUCCAUAGUUACUAUCAAUGGUUUGAUGGUGACGUUGAGUAAUAUGAAUUUGAAAUUGAUCAUAAUAAUUCAGAAGAUGUAUUCACUCUUUAUCUUUUCUCCUUGAUUUUAAAUAUUCUAGUAGUAGUCAUUCAUUGUUAUUACCAUUUUAUUCCUUUUCAAACAAUAUUCUCAAUGUCAUGAUUACUACGGCAUUAUUUUUGUUUUCUUUCACUAUUCACCAUGUUAAUUUGAUUAGAUUUGUCAUGACUUUAUAAGAGGCCAUCGCCAAUUCGAUACGGCUUUUAUCACACGAAUUAUCCAUCAAUCGAAAUACGACUUGUCUAAUAUUAACACUGUGCCAAAUCAAUGACGUUCAACUGAUAUGAGCAGUCAAGCGUCCAUAUUGGUCCCUUGUCCGCCUAGCUUUCCAAUUGAGGCCAGAACACCAAUUACAGCUUCAGCUAUGCGAAUCAUUUAUUUCAAGCAUACUUUGUUUAUAUACCAGAGAGACAGACCACAUCAUACCAUAAAAUAGAAAAUAAUAUUUGUACAAGAUCAAGCCAAAUGUGGCUUUAAACGUGGGAUACAAUAAUCAAUAAACUGAAUAUAAUUUGGGAACAGUAAAUCGUAUAAUAAUAAUCCAUAGGUCAAAAUGAAGCUUAUAAUAAGAUGAAUAUAGACAUAGAUAAUCUAGUUACUUAAUAGUUAUACAAUAGGAAUAUACAUAGAACAAUCAUCCAUUAAUAGUUCCCGGAAGUAGUUACCCGUACUUAUGUCUUCUCUAGGAUAUAACAAGAUUGUUUUCACUAAGCAACUUGAUGGUUGAUUAAAUAUUAGAGAACACAGAUAAUAUGAAGAUAUGACAUAAAGUAGUCUGUAAUAGUUAAAAUUCUUAUUUUCUGUAACCAUAAUUACAGACUGGUAAAGUUUUAUAUUAUGAUAAAACGUUUUUUGUUUGUUUCUGAAAUAUAAUGAACUUUUGUAUGCUACUUGAACUUAAUAUUAUGAUAAUUAGUUUGCUCAACGAAUACCCUAACCAUAACCGUAAAAGCUUUAAGGUAUUUCUUUGUUAUCUCGCUUAAAAUGCAAUUUAUACUCUCGAUAAAUAUACGUGUUUACAUUUUUGCAAUGAUCAUUCAUAACGUCUCUGAAAUUAUUGAGAGAUAUUAAGGCUCUUCGAUCAGUUACCGCAUCGUUCGAACAUGUUUCAACUCCACUUCGCGUCUUAGUAAUGUAAUCUCAUUACCACUUUUUCAUUUCUGGAGGAAAACAGGAGGCAGUGCGUAUUCAAUAAACAAGGCUGUUGAUCGAGAUCCCUUAAAUUUUGUAACAUAAAUCUUUUUUAACUUCUGUUAACGUAUCUAUUGCACACAAUAAAGUUGUCUAAACAUCCAUUGUUUAGUGACUAAGUGUCACCAAGAUUAAACUGAGUUAAUGCAACUGAUUGUCUAUCCAGUUACGUCAUAACUACUAGCAGUCCUAGAAAAUUGCUUUACGUGUUUAUUUGACACAGAACAUGUUUAUCCAACUGUUAAUACUAACCAAUAUUUUCUAUAUUGUUAGGCUACUAACAAAAUAGUGUAUUGUGAUUAAUUGAUAACCAGUUAGAUACAAUUUGAGGUAGUAACAUCACGGUUAGAAUGAAGUUAUUAUUAACUUAUUUGUUUAUUGAUAGAUAUCUUUAUCCCCGGUGAGUUUUAUUUGAUAUAUCUUAUGUUCUAUAUUUUUACUUGACAGGAUUACUAAUUUAUUAAGUCCACCGAUAAUGAGUCCGGUUUCUCUAAUAUUACUAACAACCUUCAUUUUCCCUGUUAUGUCUACUAGGUGUGCUGACGAUGAUUGGUUUUGAUAAACUCUGUCUACCUAUAGCUUGAUCAAGCAGAACGCGUUAAAAUUCUGCAUAUUUACUGUGUAUUGCUUUUUGACGUACAUAAUAAUAUGAAUUAAUUACAAGAUCAUAACGCAUCAUAAAUAGGAAAUCAUAAUCUGUGCAUAAAUUAGGUGGAUUGCUGAAACGAAAAUAAAUAACAAGUACACAAAUAAUUGACCGUUAUUUGUGAACAGUAAAAUAUAUGUCAGUAGAAGUAUAAUGUGAGGACGAGCCAAUUGAGUUCAGAAACGCGGUUUUUUUUUACAUAUAACGAGCAGUAGAAAUAUUAUUGUAUACUGCAAAUGAUCAUGAGAAACUAUUUAUUAUUGUAGAGGAGAAGUGAUACUGUUGAUCAUAUUAUAUACCCUAUUCUGUAUCGGUAGAUUUUAUAUGACAAACAAAUCCCAAUAGUAAUCUCUUAAUCCUGAAACAAAUCUUAACUUGGUGGCGCUAUAUUUUAUGGGCAAACUAAUUAGAAAGAGCCUCUUACAUUUUUACGUGAAAUUUGUUCAUCCAUAUUAACUAAACGGCAUUGUUACAUUAUGGUUGAUGCCCGUUUGUAUUGAAAACCUUAACCCUAAUCCUUACCCUAAGUACCUAACCCCAACUAAAUUCCUCAAAAUGAGUUCUAGAAGUCUUCGUCCAUUACAAUGGUUUUUGUUUUCUUUUCCAUAAGCUAUCCAUUUCGAAGAUCUGUUUUCUGAUUAAUUUGGUAUUGUUUGGUUGAAUUUUCCCAUUGAUGUUUAGGACUGCAAUUGAUCAAUGAAUUUAAACUUCACCCAUUGCACAAGCAAGUGGCUAUCAGGACUCAGUAGCUAAGUGGAUAACGUGAUGACAUUUGAAGCAAACGGUACUGUGUUCGAGUCCCAUAGUGGACAUCAACUCUGAGGUGCAGGUACAUCCAACUGACGAGUCCGAAAUAAGACGAAACGCGGUUCCUGAAGUCCACUGCUAGCCACUAUCCAUCUCUGGUUAUAAUGCUUGUGAAUUAAGGGCAAUAUAGCGGCCAAUAAGAGACUGAUCAAUUGCAGUCAUAAACAUCAAUGAAAAAGAUUCAACCAAACAGUACCAAGUGAGUUUAACUUAAGCUUACAAUUAGGGCAAUAUAAAGCAUCAUAAAUCAGUUAUCUGCCUCCAUAUCACAUUACUGUCACGAAAAAAGUUAGAAAUGCAAAUCAUCGUGUAUUAUUAGCAUGGUAUGUUGGUGGUGUGUCAAUUGUCUAACCAAAUAGAAUCCAUUUAUUUCAUCAUUCAACUUCAUUUUAUAUGAAAAACAUACUUGGUAGUUGCUAAGGCAGUUACAAGAGCAGUCAGAUUUUAUUAGAAAGACUAAGAUCUCUUUUUGAACGAUGACCACUCGCACACUUUCUACCAAUUCGAUUUUCCGCAUGAUCUUUGGUUGUCAUACUUUUUUAGUUCGCUAAAUUGCCACAUACUCAAAGGUGUCAUGUUCUGCUACUAUGGUAACAACUUUCGUACCGAUUCCGUUUAAGUCGCUUGUUCUACUAUAAAUAUUAAGUUGCCUGCAAUUCUGUCUUUUUCCUGUCUUAGCCAUCGAGGUUUGAUGCAUUGAGUGUAAUCGACUGUUGUCUGUUCCCAAGAGAACCGAUCAUAUUAUAGAAGCUCGAUCAUUUUCGUUCCUAAAUCUGUAACAUCGUAGGUCGUACUGAACCCCAAUAACAAGGCACAACAGUAAUUUUACAUUUCUCUUACUUAACUCUCCAGAUUGAUACACUGUUUAUGACACACAUCAUUUACAAUUCCUACACGAAUUUCUUCAAUAAAAUAACAUUUGUUUGCUGUUCUGUUUUUAAAAAAAAUAAUUAUUUAGGAUAAUGGAUAUGUUUGUUCUCAUUGUAAGAACAACAAUACAGUCAAUAAUACAUCACGUAAUAAACAUGGGAAAAGUAAACAUCGAGGCUGUAAAUCAAACUCAUUGUUUCAGCAAAAAAUUACUGAUAAUAUUCCCCGGUCAAGUUAUCGUGGCCGAAGUCAUUCUGGUCCUACAAGACGACGACAACGACAGAGACAACGUCAUCAUCAUUGUGUUCCUGUUGUUAGUUCCAGCUAUUCAAAAACAUCUAAUUGUAAUAUAAUUGAAACUCAAACUACCGAAUAUUGUUCAAAAGCUGCUGUAUCAUCAUCAUUAUCUUCCUAGGUUACUUUUGUUACACAAUCAUUUCCUCUUGUACAUUCACAUUCCAGUUUAUAAUUGAUUUAAGUCUUAAUAACUUUAUCCUCUUUUAUUUCCUAUUUCUCUGUAUAUUAGUUGCUUUUAAAAUGGGGAGAGAGAGAUAUAUAUAGAGAAUAAAAAUAGACAUAUUCACAUUUGAAAGAGCAUUUACUUCUAUUGUGUUUCAAUACAUGUUUCACAUUAUUUCGCUUUUUUUGCUUUUAAUAAUCUUGACCCUAGAAUUCUGUUCACAAUUUGAUCAUUUCGGUUUGUUUUUUUUUACUCCACAUAAUUACAUGUAUCAUAUUCGUUCCCAACAACUGUCUCUCUUCGAUUCUCCACUUUUCUUUUUACCCCCUUCUAAUUUUGUAUUUAUAUAUAUCUUCUGAUAGAAAUAACUAUUUGUCUUCCUGAAUCAGCAUUUGAUUCCUUUUUGUUAUGAUUAAUUAUGUUGAAUUAUCACUUCGGUUACCUUUUUGUUUCUUUAAAACAAUCAAUUUAUGUAUCAUUUUAUAUAUAGUUUGAAAGCUACAUUGAAAAACAUUCCUUACUGUUUAAAAGUGUCCUGUUUGUUUUUAUUUUUCAACUUUUUCCCAUUGUAGCUUUCAAUUUGAUGAUAUAAAUGUGUAUUUAUGUAAUUUUACUACUACUACUACUACGACUAUUACUACUGGUUAUUUAUGAUUAUGAUCCAUUUGAUAAAUUC